Messenger RNA from Galeopterus variegatus (Sunda flying lemur), 361 nucleotides. Its product is annotated as general transcription factor IIH subunit 3-like. Lineage: Eukaryota; Metazoa; Chordata; Mammalia; Dermoptera; Cynocephalidae. The record is from RefSeq and is a predicted model, not a curated record. Gene Ontology annotation, cellular component: transcription factor TFIIH core complex. Gene Ontology annotation, biological process: regulation of DNA-templated transcription; nucleotide-excision repair. The transcript has 4 exons. The annotation marks the transcript as partial.
UCGAUUCUUAUAUCCUGGAAAGAAUGGUAGACUUGGAGACUUCUUUGGAGAUCCUGGCAACCCUCUUUCUGAAUUUAAUCCCUCAGGGAGUAAAGAUGGAAAAUACGAGCUGUUGACAGCUGCAAAUGAAGUUAUUGUUGAAGAGAUCAAAGAUCUAAUGACCCAGAGUGACAUAAAGGGUCAGUAUACAGAAACUCUGCUGGCAGGAUCCCUCGCCAAAGCCCUUUGCUAUAUUCAUAGAAUAAAUAAGGAAGUUAAAGAUAAUCAGGAAAUGAAAUCAAGGAUUUUGGUAAGAUUUUUUAAAAAUCAAUACUAUAGUUAUGUACAACUGGAAACAAUUAGAAAACAUAGUGGGAAAUAA